Molecule: messenger RNA, 703 nt
Organism: Owenia fusiformis
Lineage: Eukaryota; Metazoa; Annelida; Polychaeta; Sabellida; Oweniidae
Source: the annotation of a GenBank genome assembly
GAGUGGUUAUCCAUAUUUUAUCAGCAGAGUUUAGGUUUUUAUGUUGUUUUAUUAGAUACAAACAACAAGAAGUUGUAUGGCUGUGCGUGUGUGGAUUGUGGGUACCUCCCACAUCACAAGAUUGAGGAGCUACGUGGAUGACAACCCUUGGGAUUUUAAAAAUUCCCCGGGAUUUGAUGAAGUUUACACUGAGCGCAGCGGAGGGACCAUAGAACAUUUAAAAUCAAAGGUUAAAGCCAGGGAACCAGUAGUAGGUCAAGGAUUUGUAAGUUGUUUCAUCCAGGGUGGCGGAAAUGACAUUAGCAAUAAAACCGCUGAUAUGCAGGGCAACCUGGAAGAUAUCAGCCAGGAGAUAGCGGAGAGGCUAUGGUCCCUUGCUACAGAAUGCGCCAAACAUAUGGGACCAAAUGGUAAGGUGCUAGUAGGAAAACUCAUUCACCGCACACCCUCUAUGAAAUACCCGAAAGGGAUCCAAACAGAACAACACGCCAGAAGACAUAAUUUAGUUACUGAUAGGGUAAACGUUUUAUUGAAUUCAAAAUCAACUGACAACAUAAUAUAUUAUCGAACAAGAGGAGUGGAGCAGUCCAUUGCCGAGAAACUCGCGGAUGGGGUGCAUUUCAAACACUCUUUCAUGAGAGUUUACAGAGACAGUGUCAUGGAUGGCCUGUUUCUAGGCAUAGGACGGGCCAUGCAUAGUUAG